CAAUCGAUCCGGUGUUUUUCGUUACACAGUUUAACUUUCUCUUAUUGUAAUCGAUAUGUUAAAGGUGCAAAAUAACAGGAAAAAUAAUAACUAUGAAAAUAUGAAAGUAAAGAAUACUGUUAGUCAAGUGACAGAAAUUUGUUUGCGAAUUUUUGGCAUCUGGCCGAACACAUCGUGCGUUUUGUUAUGUAGACUCUUUUGGACUGUCUCGAUCAUGAUCGAGCAAGUUUUUCAAUAUCGAUAUGUCGUAAUGAAUUUCCAAUUGAUUGAGUUUUCCGAGAUGAUGCACAUUUUGGGUUCAACAUUGACGUACACGAUAUUUUUAAUUAAGCUUGUAAUUUUUUGGUGUAAACAGCGAACGUUCAACAGGAUACUAACAAUGAUAGCGAUCGACCGGGAAAAGUGGUCCAGCACGAAAUUCAGUACGUUUGCGACGUGCAAUGCUAAACUAUCGCAGCGCUUCGCUAACAUGACGGUGAUUCUUUAUUCGACAGCUGUAAUUUUUUUUAGCAGCAAGAUUUUCAUAAAACAGGCGGAUGACGGCAAAGCUUCCAACAUUUCUGCACCAUUGCUUAUUCUAGAGAUGGAUCUGCCAUUUGAUGCUAAUCAAAGAUUCGUAUAUGAAUCGGUCAUAAUUGCACAAUUUGUUAAUUUGCUGUUGUGUGCUGACGCAAACUGUUUAUUAAAUGCUCUACUUAUAAAUCUGAUAUUGCAUAUAGGCGGCCAAAUCGAUAUUCUUCGUGAGAGUUUAAUGGAAAUUUUUCCGGAGAGAGGAAAGUGCAGUUCGGAUCAUUUUAUGGUAAAAGAAAUAAUCCAGAAGCAUCAGAAAAUUAUCGUCUUUUCAGAGCACAUCGAAGAUUUGUAUUCGUAUAUCGCUUUAGUGAUGUUCGUGACGGAUACUCUGAUUAUCUGCUGCUUGGGUUUUACAAUUGUCGCGUCUGUCGGUCAACCCGAUGCUUUGAAAAGUAUAACCAAGAACGUCUUAUUUUACGUUGUCAUAAAUAUGGAGGCGUUCGUAUUUUGUUUCGCGGGAGAAUAUUUAAUCGCUAAGGUUAGACAUUGGUAUAUACUGUUCACAAUUAAUAAGCAGAAUAUUACGUAA
This is a messenger RNA of Wasmannia auropunctata (little fire ant), 1102 nucleotides long. Its product is annotated as odorant receptor 13a-like. The record is from RefSeq and is a predicted model, not a curated record. The coding region runs from base 56 to 1102 and encodes 348 amino acids. The transcript is spliced from 4 exons. Gene Ontology annotation, cellular component: plasma membrane. Gene Ontology annotation, molecular function: olfactory receptor activity; odorant binding. NCBI's taxonomy places the organism in Eukaryota, Metazoa, Arthropoda, Insecta, Hymenoptera, Formicidae. Gene Ontology annotation, biological process: detection of chemical stimulus involved in sensory perception of smell; sensory perception of smell.